Plectropomus leopardus (leopard coralgrouper) is the source of this 3236-nucleotide messenger RNA. NCBI's taxonomy places the organism in Eukaryota, Metazoa, Chordata, Actinopteri, Perciformes, Serranidae. The record is from RefSeq and is a predicted model, not a curated record.
AUAGAAACGCAUCUACGACAUGUUGCCAAGUAACGACGGCUCGAUAAGCGACAAGAAACGACUGACGAGUCCGGUGCAGAAUGAGCCACGCGUGUGGCAGGGUGGCACAACGUGGUAAAUGUUUCCAACAAGCAAUUUAAAACAUCUUAAAAAUCGCUGCUCGAUGAACAGAUUCGCUGCAGGGUACAAAUGUUCAAACAAGCACAGUAAGACAUAUGGGCAGCGCAAGAUGAAACGACUGCGGAGUCGCAAGGAGAGAAGUCAGAUCAGAGGUGAUGGGAGAGAAGCCUCGAAGCACAAACCACAUCACUGCCAUCACCAACGCAGUGCCACAGACAUGGCACAUUCCCGUAACUGCUGUCAUAGUAGCUGCCAUUGUCCUGCACGGAGAAAUGCGUCAUUUCCGAAUGUCGGUCCUGCUGCACAGGAGCCCAGUAUCAUCACAGACAGUCGUCUGAUUGGACACCAUGGCCUUUUCAACCACGAGGUGAAGUCUGUCAAAAUUGAGCGCUUGUUAAUUGAGCAGAGCAAACGGGAGAAAAGUGGACAGCAAGUACCAGAGAGGAGCUAUGCUGCUUCACAUCCGUCUUCAACAUCUCACAUUCCUUCUUCAUUUUCCACUAACGAUUUGUUGUGCGCUGACACUGAUGAGGUCGUACCAUUUGAGCAAAAAGCAGACCUUGAUGAUUGCCGGAAGACAGAGCAGAUAAUCAGUGAGGGAUCAGAUUUGACACCGGGGCAGAGAACGCAGCAACAGCUUAAUCUUUCAUCUGAAAGUUUUAAAAGCACUUUCUCGUCUAAACACAACUCCCUUAAUGUGCCGAUAACCAAGAGCAAAAAGAGCAGCCCUGUGGUGUCCGAAAAGGGACGAGAGUCACAGCAGACUCCCACUGUUGUCAGAGAAAAUGUGAAGACAUUAAACAAGAAGGUGAAGGGACACAUGAUAUCUGCUCUGGAGCACACCCCAAAGAACCUUCAUCUGGACUCACCGAACCACCAAACACGAGCUCACGGUCGCAGCCCGAGUCCACCUCAGCUGUCCAGCUCAAACGCUGCUGACAGCUUUGACAUGCAGCAGAGAAAACAAGAUCCUAACUGCGUAGCCCGGUCUGUCAGCGCAUUGGCAGCAAGUUUGUGUGACUGUCUGCGGUUCCCACUUCUGAGGAGGAGAAACCUGGUGUCGGAGAGCAGGGAGGUGUUGUUAAGAGCCCUACGGGAGAGACAUGGACCCCGGCUUCAGGAGAACCUCCUCAAGGUGCAGGGAUGCCUCAGCUUUGGUGUUGUUCCCGAAAAGAAAGUCCAGGGUCAGAAGCGAACCAUGAUGGAUGAGCUUCUCAUUCCAGAUGUAUUUACAACAACGUUUCGAACCGACACUGCCAGUCAGCCUCGUUUUGACACCCAGAAAACCACAUCUUUCAGAAUGAGGGGAAGUGGGCAUUUUAACAGGAAGUCCAAAUCACAGCUACACCACAACCUGGACCAGGAGGGUUUCAGGUGUUCUGCUGCCUCCUUGUCUCCCACGAAUAUGGAUAAUGUCACGGCAACCACAGAUUACUGGGACUACGACUAUGACAAUUUCACCUGGUCCCCUGAAACGAGCAAGAGUCAUGCUGCCCCGUGCUCACAGGAGGACAUCUAUGGUUUUGCACAGAGGUACUCCCCUGUUGUUUACAGUCUGGUGUUCAUCCUGGCUCUCGUGGGCAACGUGCUGGUGCUGCGUGUGAUCCAACGCUACCGAAACUCUCAGAGUGGUGGAGCCUGCGCCUUCUCCCUGACAGACACCUUCCUCCUUCACCUGGCCAUUUCUGACCUCCUGCUGGCCUUCACUCUGCCCCUGUUUGCAGUGCAGUGGGCUCACCAGUGGGUGUUUGGCCUGGCUGUUUGCAAGAUCUCCGGCGCCCUCUUCUCCCUGAACCGCUACAGCGGCAUCCUCUUCCUGGCCUGCAUCAGCUUCGACCGUUACCUGGCCAUUGUUCACGCUGUCAGCUCCGGCUGGAAGCGCAACACCUGCCAUGCUCAGAUUGCGUGUGCAAUCAUCUGGGUGUGCUGCCUGGGCCUGAGCGGAGUGGACAUCAUCUUCAAACAGGUGGUGGAGGUGAACGCUGUUGGGCAUCAGAAGAUGCUGUUGUGCCAGGUGUGGUUCACCGAAAACUCUACCCAGUGGCAGGUGGGGCUGCAGCUACUCAGUGUGGUUCUGGGUUUUGGGCUCCCCUUGUUGAUCAUGCUCUACUGCUACAUUCGCAUCUUCAGGUCUCUCUGCAAUGCCAGUCGUCGCCAAAAGCGCAAGUCUCUCCGCCUCAUCAUAUCUCUAGUGUCUGUGUUUGUCCUCUGCUGGGCACCGUACAACUGCUUCCAGCUGGCGGAUAGUCUGCACAGGCUGGGUGUGGUGAUUGGAGGAUGCCAGUUCGGCCAUGUGGUGGACAUCGGGACUCUGAUCACUGAAAGCAUGGGGCUGUCGCACUGCGCCCUGAACCCUCUGCUGUAUGGCUUUGUGGGUGUGAAGUUCAGAAGGGAGUUGGUGAAAAUGUGUAAGGGGCUGCUGGGACAGAGAGGCUUGCUGGGAAUGGAGGAAUGGAGGCAUAGGAAGCGCAGUAGAAGCAGUACAAUUGCAGGAUCUCGCAGCUCUGCAGAUAGCGAAAACACUUCGUACUCUGUCAUGAUGUGAGAUUGAUGAGAGAGACAGGAAGAGGGAGAUGAGGGGAGAUGUGUGUGGUAUAAGAGAUAAGAGAUAAGAGUAUACUUUGAGUUAUCUAAAAAGUCUCUCAGGGGAAAAGUGGUGCUUUUACAUCUAAUUGCUGGUACAGUGCAGCUUACUAGUUGUUUUGUCAUCGUUUUUCUAUUUUUCAAGAGUAGUAAAAUCAUUAAGUGAGAGCAUGGAGUAAAUCCAACUGCCACAUCCCACAUGCAGAUGUUGUCAUGUAAUUUUCUUUUCUUGUAAAUUUUUGUGUCUGUAGGGCAAUUAUUGUGAAAUAUCUAGAUUUCUUCAUACUUCGAGAAAAGCUUGUUCAGCAGUUAAGUUGUAGCCUGUGGCCUCAGCAAUCACUCAAAUGUCACUCAUUUGAAAUUCUCAUUUCUUGUUUAUUUUUAUUUCAAUAACCAUAUACAGCUGUGUCCUUUAAAACUGCAAAAGAGGGAAUGUAUACAGUGUAACUCAUUUUGAAUUUUGCAUAUUAGCUUACAUCACAGCCCAUUUAUAAUGUGCAACAUUUUUUAUAAUAAAUAUUUUCACAAUAAAA